Messenger RNA from Gekko japonicus, 1047 nucleotides. Its product is annotated as olfactory receptor 6F1-like. Gene Ontology annotation, molecular function: olfactory receptor activity; G protein-coupled receptor activity. The record is from RefSeq and is a predicted model, not a curated record. Gene Ontology annotation, biological process: G protein-coupled receptor signaling pathway. Lineage: Eukaryota; Metazoa; Chordata; Lepidosauria; Squamata; Gekkonidae. The coding region runs from base 1 to 1047 and encodes 348 amino acids. Gene Ontology annotation, cellular component: membrane. The transcript is spliced from 2 exons.
AUGCGAGAACUGUUAGAACUUCCAGAAGUUAAUGAAAUCAUUGGAAAUAACCUCUUAAGGGAACAUUUGGUUAAGCUCUUUGUUUCAACAGGUAAAAAAGGACAAAUGAGGGAGCACAGCCAGGGUAGACAGAAUGAAAGCAGAGUGUUGGAUUUUAUCCUCCUUGGCUUCCCCGGGUCUCUGUAUUUACAAAUGUUCAUCUUUACACUCUUUUUAUUUAUGUAUAUCCUGACCAUAAUGGGAAAUUUGGCCAUCUUUAUUCUAGUGAUAACAAACCGCCGCCUCCACAUUCCCAUGUAUUUCUUCCUUUGCAAUCUCUCGUUCUUGGAGAUAUGGUACACCACAUCCUCUAUUCCUAAGACCCUUGCCAUCAUUCUGGGGAGGAGUAGAAGCAUUUCUUUCACUGGCUGUAUCCUACAGAUGUACUUUGUUUUCGCCUUCGGUUGCACAGAAUAUUUCCUGCUAUCUGCGAUGGCUUAUGACCGAUAUUUGGCCAUAUGUUACCCUUUGCACUACAGUACCAUAAUGGACCUCAGCCUCUCUGGUAAACUGGCAUUUAGCUCUUGGCUGUGUGGAUUCCUUGUGAUUUGCAUACCAGCUUUUCUCAUCACAAGACUGUCCUUCUGUGGGCCCAAUGUGAUCAACCACUUCUACUGCAACAUUGAUUCCUGGAUAGUUCUCUCUUGUACUGACACAUAUGCCAUUGAGAUGGCAGCUUUUGUGAUAUCGAUCAUUGUUAUCUUGGGCUCAUGCUUGAUAACCUUUCUUUCUUACAUAUAUAUAAUUUCCACCAUUCUGCGCAUCCCUUCCACCACAGGGCAGCAGAAGGCUUUUUCAACAUGCUCUUCCCAUCUUGCUGUAGUGAUGAUAUGGUAUGGAUCCACUAUCUUUCUGUUUGUCAAGCCUUCUAAAAGGACAUCUUUAGAGAUGACCAAAAUUGUGAACAUUCUGAACACUAUUGUGACUCCCUUGCUGAAUCCUUUCAUCUACACACUAAGAAACAAAGAUGUGAAGGAAGCCUUGAGAAAUUGCUUCCACUUGAGAUGA